Molecule: messenger RNA, 2029 nt
Organism: Orussus abietinus
Lineage: Eukaryota; Metazoa; Arthropoda; Insecta; Hymenoptera; Orussidae
Product: nuclear RNA export factor 1
Exons: 2
Coding region: 321-1913 (530 amino acids)
Biological process (GO): poly(A)+ mRNA export from nucleus
Cellular component (GO): cytoplasm; nucleus
Molecular function (GO): RNA binding; protein binding
Source: RefSeq, a predicted model, not a curated record
UGCAAGGUUAAAAAAUAACAAUAUACAAAUAUUUCGAGUACGUCUUUCUAAUACCCCGUAAUUAAAAUUAGGAAGCUUUGUCAAAUGUCGACGAAGUGUUUUGAAGUAAUCAAAUAUGAAAACCGUUGCGAAGAGUUACAGUGGAAUGUAAUGUUUACCGAUUUAUAUUCUGAACUACCAGGAUUCGAUUCCUAACCUCAAAGAAGAUGAAAACAUUCCAGAAAUCUGUUCAAUUAAUGGAAAAUAUGAAUUAAUCCAUUGGUUGGAUUCGCUUUUAAGCGAAUGUCAUUAUUGAAUUGUUUACAGUGAAAAUUAAUAUAAUGCCCAGAAAGUCAAAAAUGCAGAACAAUUUGCCAGUAGUGCCAGUUCAUUUGGACUCGUCAACUGCCAUUAAAAUGACAAUGGGUGGUUUGAUGUUCCAAGAAAGAUCUUUAAUGUGUCGUCUUGAUGUGUGGCAUAAAAUUACUAUAAUUCGUGGAGCAAAGUAUGAUAAAGAAUUUGUUUUGAAACUCAUUUUACAUGCUGUCGAACCAGCAGAAUUGAUACCUAUUAAAUAUCAAUUAAGUGGUGACGAUGCAGCUUUCAUUGCCCGGAAUUGUGGGGCAGCACUCGACAAGUUAUGUAAAACAAAUUUGAUCAUAAAGAAUCCACAAGGCGAUCCACUUGUGCUCGGAAUAACAUUGGGUUUUGCGUCGGUUCAUGAACUUAAAGUUAAUAUAUAUUCGUUACUGUUAACUACGUUAACCAGGCGAUACAAUCCAAAUAAUAAGAGUUUAUGUUUAGAUAACUUUCACAAUGACAAGGAACUGUCAAAAGUAGUUUAUUAUCCUCUGUCUCAAUUAAGAACAUUUACACACGUCCUUAAAGUAGCUAUGACUGCUCUUGCAACUUUUGAACAUUUAAAUCUACAAAACAACGAGCUUUUUGGUCUAUCUGCUAUCGAGAGUGCCAAUUUAACCACAUUGAAACGAUUGGAUUUAAGGAAUAACAAAUUAAUGGCAAUGGAUACUUUAACACCUUUACGGCGUUCAGCUAUUAUGGAGCUUUGGUUAGAUGGAAACCCAUUGUGUGAAAAUUAUUCUAGUCCAGUGCAGUAUAUAGAAUCUGCCCAACGAUACUGCCCAAACUUAAUGCGAUUGGACAGCGUAUACAUUGGUACACCUGACUUACCUCUAUGUUACAAUCGUUAUUUGAAGAACUCAAACUCUGCAAAAUUAGUGAACCAAUUUAUAGAGCACUAUUUUGCAUUAUAUGACCAAAAGGACAGAAUGAUACUAAAAGGACUGUAUCAUGAAAAUGCUCUAUACUCAGUGACCCUUGGGAUCAAUCCAGAUAACAGCAACAGAAAAUUUCUCAACCAUUUUAUAAUGAAUGAUAGAAAUUUAUUAAAAAUAACUGAUGCUGCCAAAAGAUAUUAUCUGCUCUAUCAGGGACAAGACAAAAUUUUAUUGGCUCUAAGAAGACUACCUCGCACAUGCCACGACAGAAACUCCUUUUCCUAUGAUUUGUUAUUUGAAACCGACACUUAUUUGAUGAUAUCUGUUGAAGGAGUUUUCAAGAACAUAAAUGUGGAACCUCAAAUGUUUUAUUUCAACAGAACUUUCGUAUUGGCCGCUGGUGAUGAAAGUGAAUACAAUAUCAUAAACGAUCAAUACCACAUUAAUUUCGCCCUUCCUGAAGGAGCCGAAAAGAAUUUUGAGUACAAACCAUAUGAAACAGAACUUGAAUCAGCAUGUCUAAGUCCAAGAGAGAAAGAAGAACUCGUCACUUCAUUUCAAGGACUUACCACGAUGAAUCAAGAUUGGUGUCGUACUUUUUUAAAGGAGUACAACUGGGACAUCCGAAAAGCAAUUACAAUGUUUAUGAAGAUAUAUUCUUCUUCUCGAAUGCCAGUUGAAGCUUUCCGCAGAUAAUAAGUCCUCCGGUUAACCAGUAUUUUAUAUUUUUAGCCUUCGAACCAAUUUUCUAUUAAAUAUAGGGAUUCCACACUCGGUGCAUCAGUGUGUAUAUCAAUAUUUAAUAAACCUUU